Molecule: messenger RNA, 585 nt
Organism: Aureobasidium vineae
Lineage: Eukaryota; Fungi; Ascomycota; Dothideomycetes; Dothideales; Saccotheciaceae
Source: the annotation of a GenBank genome assembly
AUGGUCGCCGAGCUCAAGAAGCUGGCCUCUUCGGCCGCUGGCAAACACGCCGCCUACAAGAAAUACACUGUGCAACCCACCGGCAUCUGGAAGCGUAUCGGUGACUUCUUUGCUGUCGACCCCAAGCGCUCCUCGGGUAUCCCUCUCAACCCUCAGUACCGUCUUCCCUCCCCUGGAACCGUGGAUCCCAAGCUCUACGACGACCCAACCACCGUCCCUGCUGCCGACCUUGCCGAGAACCCUUACUGGAAGCGCGAUGUCCGCAGACAAUACCCCAAGCUCAGCGUUGUCAAACAGCCAGACGUUGUUGGUCUCUUGACUGUUGGAAGUGCACAAAACCCCAAGGAGAAUGUUCUGCAAAUCGGCGACGCCGGCGCCAAGCAGUUGGUCUCGUUGAAGGAGGAGGGUGAGAAGGGUCUUUCGGCCUUCUUCCAAAAGGACAACAAGGCUGGCCUCAGUGUGCUGGGUGCCAACGGGCUGCCCCCAUUCCCUACCUCAAGAUACCCCUCAUCCACUCCCAAGCGCUACGAGAUGCUCAAGGAGCAGUCUUACAGCACAAACUACCCUUGCAGAACGUUCGAGUAG